Messenger RNA from Naegleria fowleri, 1476 nucleotides. RefSeq lists its product as uncharacterized. Gene Ontology annotation, biological process: termination of RNA polymerase II transcription. The record is from RefSeq and is a predicted model, not a curated record. Gene Ontology annotation, cellular component: cytoplasm; mRNA cleavage factor complex. Lineage: Eukaryota; Heterolobosea; Eutetramitea; Acrasida; Naegleriidae. The coding region runs from base 1 to 1476 and encodes 491 amino acids. Gene Ontology annotation, molecular function: ubiquitin binding; RNA polymerase II complex binding; mRNA binding. The transcript is spliced from 2 exons.
AUGAAUCCAAACGUGAGUGCUACUGCUACUACAGGCUCAAAGGAUAGGAACACCUCCUCUUUGAUGAGAACAAAGCCUUCAUCCGCGACGACCUCUCUGCUACGAAAACCUUCGGCUCAAACGAUGAGGGAGGAAAAGAAAUUUGAGGAAAAAAUUCCCGAGAGCGUGAAAGAAUUUUCGUUGGCUUUGCAACGAGAUUUAAAAAUUAAUUCCUUGUAUGAUAUUCAAAAUUUAACGAAUAUUGCGAGAGAGGAAAUUCAUAACGCAAAAUACAUUGCAAAGGCAAUAUGUACGAGAAUAAAAACAGCAAGUGAUGAUGAAAAGCUUCCGAGCUUAUAUUUGUUGGAUUCUAUCGCGAAGAACGUUGGAGGAGUAUACAUAACAGAAUUUACAACCAAUUUAGUGGAUGUAUUUUACUAUUCUUUCAAGGCUCAGACCAAUGUUGAAACACAAACAAAAUAUUUAAAGUUACUCAAGACAUGGGAACCAAUUUUUGGACACCAGUUAGCCCAUACUAUUGAAGAAAAGAUUAUGCGAUUACCUGCUUAUGGACCCAAUCAAGUCCAAGACUAUGCAAAACUUGUACAAAGUCAUUCAAACGCCUCCAUUUAUGUGAAUCCUAAGAAAUUCGCCAAACAAACAAGCAUUGAUUUUUCAAAGGUGGGAAACAUGAAUCCACUCAUCACUCCAACACCAGCCUUUCAAUCUCCUUAUUCGAGUCAAAGUGGCUCUCUCGUUCAAGGAAACUCUUCUCAAUCAAAUUCCGCCAUGAUGAAUGCUCGUCCAUCCGUCCCUGCAACAAGCUCCUCCUCCUCUGAUUUGAAUUGGCUUGUUCAGUUGCUUAAUAAAACAACCACAGCAACACCAACCACCCAAACAAACCCAAAAGAAGAACAUGACACCCGAGUAGUAGAAAACAAAUUAGUGAACAAGUUGUACAUGUACUCUUGCAACAACUCAAAGAAGUGUCACUUUUGCAAGCAUUGUGGCUUUGGAUUUCCAAACAAACAAUUACUGACUCAACACACAAACUACUCUGCCUUACAUAAAGUUAAAAGUUCAAACGCCACCACCUCUCCUAAGGUGUUCUCAAGAUCAUGGUUUGAUCAAAGCGAUGAUGAAUGGGCAUCCAGUAAAAGUUGUGACUCUGAACGAGUCUCCAUUUUGUGCUUGAAUGCUAACUCCAUCUUUGGCGAAUCAAUCAACUCAUCAUCACCAACUAGAAACAGCAGCAGUGAUGAAGAGAAAGAUUUUAGUUCCAAGGUGUUAGCUCCUCUCGAUCAAGAUGACUGUGUGAUUUGUGGAGACUCCUUUGAGAGAAUUUUGGAUGACUCUUCUGGAGAAUGGAUGAUAAAGAAUGCAUGCUUUGAUCCCAAUACAGGAUCUUUUGUUCAUUGUGCUUGCUUUAAUCCCAAGAAACGUUCACAUUCUUCUCAUGAUUCCAUACAUUCUGAAAAACGAAUCAAAUUUGUGUAA